GUCCGCCUCUGCCCACACAAGCACACGGCGCGCGCACUCCCGCGACAAAAAAAAAGGAAGUGGCGGAAGAGAAGCAAGAAAUAAAAAAAAAGAAGCGAGUGGAGACCGCAGCACGCCCGGCCGGCGUCUGGGGAUGACGCGCGCCUGCCGCCAAUGGCCGCACCGACGCAGACGCUAGUGCUGGCGGGGAUCAUCCUCCUCAACUUCGUCCUCGCCGCGGCAGCGCUCUACCGCCGCAUCCGCGGCCGCCGCAGGCCCCGGCAGCACGUCCCGCCGCCGCCGCCGCUCGAGCCGGCCGCCGCGGAGGAGGCGGAGGCGGAGGAGGAGGAGGAGGAAGGAGGCGGUGGGGAGAGGCGGCAGAGCCAGCGGAGGAGGAGGAGAGCGCGGAGGAAGCGGCAGCAGCAGGAGGAGGGGGCGGCGUCGGAGGGUGGUGGUGGCGACGGCGCGGACGGGGCCGCCGCGAAGGCGACGGGGAAGGAGGAGCUGCUGCCCCGCCGGCCGCAGUUCCCGCUAGCCUCCGUGGCGGGCGUGCUGCAGCGGCGGAUCCACGCGCGGUACGACGACCUCGCGCGGGCCAGCGAGGCGCAGUGCCUCACCAUCGAGCAGGUUAACGAGUUUCUUAACUGUCUCGUAGAUGCUAGAAACGAGCUGCUGCAGAGGUACGAGAAUGUACAAAGAAGCUUCAAAAUAAAGAAGGCGAUGCUAUCGAACCAUCGAAACUAUAGGACUUCAUACGACCGCCUCUUUGAACAGGUACGUAGAUUGGAAACCGAAAGCGAUAGCCUAAAGAAAGACGCCGCCAUCUACAACUUUGUGCAAGAGCGUCUUCAGAAGUCAGCGCCAUACAAAAUGAUCAUGGAGCUGAGUGCAAUGGAGCUGGAGGCUCAAGAAAUAUCGUUCGAGGAGCUCCUGGCUCGGGAGAAGGAGGACACCGCCUUCUGGCAGCGCAACGGGAAGAUGAGAUCAGUCUCGUCCAAGUAGGACACAAUGCCCCUGCUACUUGGGCUCACUGACGAUAGCAGACCUCAACAUCGGUAGUGUCUAGGCAUGAAACCCUUGAGAGCAGCUGCUGUAUGCCUGCAUCGAACCGUUUGGUGUAACGCCGCGGCCUUCUGUCAAGAUCCUGGCCUGAUUCUGGGCAGAUUGAGUUGUGUCGUGAUACAUGCCGGCCCUGAGGGUUCUGUACCAGCGAGUGCGGGCAUAGGGCUGUUUUGAUCGUGUGGCCAUGGACCUCCUGACCCAGCCGCAGCGCCAGCAAUUCUGUGCAAGCUGAAAGAACUGUCGCUAAUAUCACCACGUUCGGCAAAACCCACCGUUGCUGCAUUUGUCUGAACAGCUGCAGUGCU
Zea mays is the source of this 1346-nucleotide messenger RNA. RefSeq lists its product as uncharacterized. Bases 154 to 981 code for a protein of 275 amino acids. Lineage: Eukaryota; Viridiplantae; Streptophyta; Magnoliopsida; Poales; Poaceae. The record is from RefSeq and is a predicted model, not a curated record. The transcript is spliced from 5 exons.